Diaporthe citri is the source of this 969-nucleotide messenger RNA. RefSeq lists its product as uncharacterized. The record is from RefSeq and is a predicted model, not a curated record. Gene Ontology annotation, molecular function: alpha-L-arabinofuranosidase activity. The transcript has a single exon. Gene Ontology annotation, biological process: L-arabinose metabolic process. Bases 1 to 969 code for a protein of 322 amino acids. Lineage: Eukaryota; Fungi; Ascomycota; Sordariomycetes; Diaporthales; Diaporthaceae.
AUGAGACCUACAGGGACACUUUUAGGAGGUUUGCUGGCUUCGGUGGCCGUAGCUGCGCCUCAAGCCUGCACUCUUCCGUCGACAUACAAAUGGACAUCGACUGGUUCUCUGGCAAACCCUAAGUCGGGGUGGGCCUCGCUCAAGGACUUCACCACCGUCGUCUACAACGGCAAGCAUCUUGUCUACGGAACAUACCACGACACUGGAUCGACAUGGGGCUCCAUGAACUUUGGCACUUUCACAAAUUGGGCUGACAUAGGCUCUGCCACCCAAAACACAAUGUCUUCAAGCGCGGUCGCACCGACACUCUUCUACUUCGCCCCGAAGAGCAUCUGGAUCCUCGCCCACCAGUGGGGGCCGACUACAUUCUCCUACAGGACGUCGAGCGACCCGACCAACGCAAACGGAUGGUCAUCGGCCCAGCCGCUCUUCACCGGCACCAUCUCGGGGUCCAGCACGGGCGCCAUCGACCAGACCGUCAUCGGCGACAGCUCCAACAUGUACCUGUUCUUCGCGGGGGACAACGGCAAGAUAUACCGCGCCAGCAUGCCCAUCGGCAACUUCCCGGGCAGCUUCGGCACGGCGUCGACGGUGGUCCUGAGCGACACGACCAACAACCUCUUCGAGGCGGUUCAGGUCUACACCGUCUCGAGCAGCCAGUACCUGAUGAUCGUCGAGUCCAUCGGCUCCGGCGGGCGCUACUUCCGCUCCUACACGGCCACGAGCCUCGGGGGGUCCUGGACCCCGCAGGCCACGAGCGAGAGCGCCCCCUUCGCCGGCAAGGCCAACAGCGGCGCUACCUGGACCAACGAUAUCAGCCAUGGCGAUAUCAUCCGCAGCAACCCCGACCAGACCAUGACCAUCGACCCGUGCAACCUGCAGCUUCUGUACCAGGGGCGGUCGCCUAGCUCUGGGGGAGACUAUGGCACUUUACCUUACAGGCCUGGCGUGCUGACUCUACAGAAGUAG